Messenger RNA from Anopheles funestus (African malaria mosquito), 4160 nucleotides. Its product is annotated as eukaryotic translation initiation factor 2-alpha kinase-like. The record is from RefSeq and is a predicted model, not a curated record. The transcript has 3 exons. Bases 305 to 3883 code for a protein of 1192 amino acids. NCBI's taxonomy places the organism in Eukaryota, Metazoa, Arthropoda, Insecta, Diptera, Culicidae. Gene Ontology annotation, molecular function: ATP binding; protein kinase activity; protein binding. Gene Ontology annotation, biological process: protein phosphorylation.
AACGUGCAGGCAUCUGCCAGUUCCAGGUUGGAUGUUUUUCAGUUGCAAUUAUAGCUUUGACGAAGAUAUCGGGCGACUGUUUUCGUUCGUUUUCGUAGCGCGAAGGUCGUGCGUAGUGUGUACCAAAUUUUGAAUCGAGUAAAAAGACAUUUUAAAAGCACCGAAAUUAUCGUGCAUCUGCCGUAUGCCCCGUAGCGUGCUUGCAAGUGUUGCCUGUGUGUACAAAAUAUGAGUAGACGGCGUUGCGGAAUACGCAACACACGACGACGAAUGGUCCAAUUGUACCAGUAGGCGAAGAUCCAUCAUGCCUACGUGCUCUGUUUUGAUUCGCUGUGCGCUGUGCGUCGGAACGGUGCUACUGGCCACCGUCGUGACGGUGGUAGUGGGUAGCAAAGGCCAACAACCAUCCCCGAAACUGCCGGAAGAUGCGUCAGCCCCCGUCGAGCAGCUACCAUUCUGUGCCGAAGAUGUGCCCCAGCUGCGUGACCUUAACGAUGGAUUGGUUUUCGUUACAACGUUGGACGGGAAAUUGUCUGCCCUGGACAUGCUGAAUGGUGGUGUAACACGUUGGAGUGUCCAGACUGGUCCGGGACCGCUGCUUUCCUCGAGUAUUCACCGCCUAGAACUGACGAACAAUGGCAAAUGGGUUCGCAUGAUACCGUCCCUCGGUGGAAGCUUGUACAAGUUUGAUGGAGACUUUAUCGAACCGAUUCCGUUUAGUGCGGAAGAUUUGCUCAAAUCUUCAUUCAAAUUUUCCGACGACCUCGUCAUAUCUGGCGGCAAGGAAACGCGAUCAUACGGCGUGUCUAUGCAAACCGGCCAGCUGAUUUAUGUUUGUACCAUGCAAGGAUGCAAGAAUGCAACGGAACUAGCGAUGGAAUCGACUGGAGAUGGCAAAUACGGACCACCUGAAGAUGAUCGUUCGUCUGGUGUAGCAGGUACACUUGAUCCCAUGCAGGAAGAUGUUCUAGUCAUUCGGCGACAGACACAAACGGUCCGUGCGGUCGAAUCACGCACCGGUAGCGAACGUUGGAAUUUUAGCAUCGGCCACCAUGAGCUGGAAAAGAUGAGCAACGAAGACUGUCGUGGAGGCAAGGAACGACGCGAAGUGAAUCCAGUAAUACUUGAUCUCGAACUUCGGGUGAUCAUUCCGGAGGGAGUGAUCUGUGCCGUACGUAAAAGCGCCCCGGGUGAAAUUGUUUGGCGACAUAAGUUUGAUGUGCCGAUUGUAAGCGCCUGGCGAACGUCGGAUAAAAAUGACGAUCAAUUGGUCGAUGUGGAUCUGUUCGAUCGCACGGACUGGUUGUGGAAUGGCAAUGUAGAUGAUAGUGAAGCCGAUCAACCUCCGCUGGUAAAUCCAUCCUUGUACAUCGGGAUGCAUGAGAAGCAACUCUACAUACAGGAGUCCCCAACUAUGUUGAACGAGAGGGAAGAAAAAAUGCAUGACAUUGCAUUGCUCACCGACGAAAGCAAAUUGCCGACCAUACCGUGGAAGCCAUUGCCCGCUAGUCCUGCUGUUGCGGGUCUGCUCACGGAUGGGGACAAUUCAUUUCAAGUUGUAAAGGACGAAGACGACACUGGCGAAUCAACAGCCAUUGCACGUUCUGUUCUGUACGCAUCGAACUAUAUCAACGGAAAUGGAUUCUUUUUAGUGUACGAAUCCGAACGUGGCGAACAAUGCGGUCAGACUGAGGAGGUGUCGAACAGCACCGAUGGUACAAACUACAGGCAGGAUGAACAUAAGGGAAUGCAUGAGGGAGAGGACUUGGACACAAUGUUCGAUGCGCCUGUUAAGGUAAUCAUCGUGUCGAUGUGGUUCUGGUGGAAGGAAAUACUUAUCAUUUCCAUCACGACCGCACUAAUAUUGAAUAUGAUGCUAAAGUUAAGGCUCGAAAAGCCACCGGUCAUGGUAGUGGUCGAACGUAAGGUAACAGUACCGAUCCCAACAGCAGUGGAAGCUGUUGAAGAAUUCCCGCCAGCGAUACGCAUGGGUGCGGUGCGCAGUUACUCCGAAUCGAGUUCAUCGAAUGGCCCACCAGCAAUAGUGGAAAACUACACCUCCCGCUUUCGGGAUGAUUUCGAUCUGGUGCAGUGCCUGGGAAAGGGUGGCUUCGGUGUCGUGUUUGAAGUUCGCAACAAAUUAGACGAUUGUCGAUACGCAAUCAAGCGUGUCGUCCUACCGAACAAACAGGAGUCAAAGGAUCGCGUUAUGCGUGAAGUGAAAACGUUGGCACACUGCGAACAUCAAAACAUUGUUCGAUACUUUCAUGCCUGGAUUGAAACACCUCCGCCCGGUUGGCAGGAACGGCACGAUCGUGAGUGGAUCGAAAGAAAUUGCCUUUCAACAUCGAUCGAUAUUGAAACCCCAACCGAUACAUGUCCACCGCUGCCGGGUGGAAUGUCGGCAGCAACGGCAUCUUCGUUUGAGGUUGGGAUGAAAAAUUCUCGCCUUCAAACCUCAUCGGUGCAAUCGAAACUGUGGAUGCCACACUUUCCAGAGCAAAACUUUUCCUUCUCGAAAGGAAUGGGUGAUGGACCUGCUUUGAAACAGAGGUAUGAACAGAGUGAUAGUUGUUCUUUUAUUGAGUUUCGUGCCGAGGGUGACCAGGAUGGUCAACUGGCACAGCAUGACGAGGACGAUACAUCCAGCUCCGAGUCCGACUCAGAUGAAGCGUCGGGAGUGCAAAGCAAUGGAAAGCAAAAGUGGAACGACGAAGCGGAUGAAGACGAUUCAUUGGAUAUUGUUUUUAAAGAACCGUCCCGCAGUGAAGGCAUUACUUCUAAUGGUAUAGUUACCCAGCACGCUGUAUCGAUUGAUGUUUCGUUCUCACCGGAAGCGCCAUCACAACCAGUGAUGCAUCACGGUUCCAUGAAUGGCAGUAUCGAACAGCAGCAAACACAAAAUCCAUUCCGCAAAACACACCGCAGACCACUGUCUCUUGAUCUCACCAGCACGGGGAAUGUGCGUCGUAUUCCCGUAGACCCUAAUGCAAGAAGCACGGUGGAUCAUAGUACGCUUCCAUCGUCCUCUGAUCAAUCGCGAGCUAAUUCUACCCAGAGCAAUAAAAUUUAUCUCUACAUUCAGAUGCAGCUGUGCCACAAACAAUCGCUAAAGGAGUGGCUCUGUAUGAACGGGUUCCCAGCACGGCGGGAUAAAAUUGUGCCAAUCUUCGAGCAGAUUGUUGCCGGUGUCGAGUAUGUGCAUCUGAAGGGAUUGAUCCAUCGUGAUCUGAAACCGAGCAACAUAUUCUUUUCGCUGGAUGGAAGGAUAAAGAUAGGUGAUUUUGGACUCGUGACAGAUUCGAGUGAUCUGCAGUAUGAUAGCGAGAACAAUAUGCCCACGAUGGGGCCCGACAGGCAUACGCGACAGGUUGGCACACAGCUGUAUAUGUCACCGGAGCAGCUGAAGGGUUUACCGUACGACUACAAAGUGGACAUUUAUUCGCUCGGGUUGAUCCUGUUCGAACUGCUGGUUAGCUUCGGAACGGAAAUGGAACGAAUCUGCACGCUAAAGAGCGUGCGUAAAAGUAAAUUCCCGGACAAUUUUGAGGAAGAACACCAGCGUGAGUUCAAACUGUUAACGUUGAUGUUGUCUGAAACACCGAAUAAACGGCCAACGACAUUUGGCAUUAAGGCUCAUCCACCGUUCAAGCGAAUCCCUUCAAACAAAUCCACCACUGCACUGGGUGUUGUGGAUGAAACACUGGUCAUUGAUAGCAAUCCCGGCUCGACGAAUGGUUCGUUCGAAUCGGACGAUGGUGAAGAGUGGCACUUUGAGCUGCCACCGCGUAGAAGAGACAGCCGUACUUACAGUACAUCCGGAUCCGGAUCAGGCAACGGUUCCGUGGGUGUGCCGGGACCCCCCAAUCAAUUGUGCUAUUGAAUAACUUGUAUUACCUUGCUUCAUAAUAGGAGGGCGGCUUAUUGUGAUGCCGGCAGCAAGGCGAUUAACUGAGUUGCCAAGUGAAAGUGUUUAAUUGUAAGUUAUUUAUGUCGUCCUACAUGGUUGUUACAAAUCUUAACGAAUCCCCGUGAGUUGUUACGUUUUGGAAAGUGAAACGUAAACAUUGUUUUAAAGAUAUACGUGCAUUCUGCAUAGUAGAUGGGUGGUGAUAUUGAAAGAGAAUUAUGAACAUAUUGAAUAAACCGAUGAAACUGUA